This is a messenger RNA of Ctenocephalides felis (cat flea), 611 nucleotides long. RefSeq lists its product as uncharacterized. The transcript has 4 exons. The record is from RefSeq and is a predicted model, not a curated record. Gene Ontology annotation, cellular component: extracellular region. NCBI's taxonomy places the organism in Eukaryota, Metazoa, Arthropoda, Insecta, Siphonaptera, Pulicidae. Gene Ontology annotation, molecular function: chitin binding. The coding region runs from base 327 to 584 and encodes 85 amino acids.
AGGUACGGGUGUAAAACUUCGAUCUCUAGUACGUUAGAUUCUGGCCAGUCCACCAUGAAUGCAUAAAUUACAGCUAAAUAACGAACAGAAAUUGUGUAUUUGUAAUUAUUAAAUGUUUGAUUUAAUAUCUAAUUUAAGAUCAGUGUUGUGUUUAAAAUCAGUGUGUUUCAAAGAGAUAUGGUUCAAUCUUCGAACAGCCUAGUGAUGUCAAAGAAGAGAAACAAGACCUGAGCAAAGUUCCGGGGAUUCCGGGAGUCGACUAUCCGGUUUAUCACAGCGUGCCGGAAACGAGCUUCCAUUGCGGACACGUGCCGGCUCUUCCGGGCAUGUACGCCAAUGUUGAGACCGGAUGCCAGGCUUACCAUGUUUGCCACGACGGAAGGGAAGGUCACCAGGGUGCAAGUUUCCUGUGUGCAAACGGAACUUUAUUCAAUCAAAAAUUGUUUGCUUGCGAUUGGUGGUAUAAUGUACAUUGUGAAGAAGCGCCACAUUUUUAUAGUUUGAAUGCUGAUCCUGCUACAAAUCCGUUUACUCCGAAACAAAAAAAGGAAGAAGAACAUCAUCAAUCGUUUGAAGAGUAUUAAGAUCAUGGUUAUAGUUUUAUAUGGUGC